AUGUGGUCUGCAAGGGAGGGAGCCGCUGAAGGGAAUGGAAAGAUAUGUUCUGAUGUGGUGGUUAUGGAUGACCGGGCAGUGGCUACAGGCAUGCCCCCUGGACCCAUGGUGUCCACUCUAAAUGUCACCAAGUCCUCUAAAGUCCACAUUGGUCCGAAAAUCGUCUCGGUAACGCAGAAUGUCCACAACGCAGAGAUGAUCAAAGGCCGUUUCGUGGGCCUUGAAUUGGUGUCUUCAAAGCAUUCUCGCAGAGUGCGAUGCAGUGUAGCGGUCUUUAUCUGCUGGGCCCUCAUCGUAGCCAUCGGGCUUAUUGUAUAUCUCAUAUACGUUGCAAUGCCAAAACAAACUAGACUUGACAUAGGAUUAAAUGAGACGUGGUAUCUACGUCGUGGCGACUGGCAAGCGAUGCCAGCAUACGCUGUCAAUUUUCUUCAACUACCUUUGUCAAAUGUAAUUAUUGGACACUCAGCCGCUACAAGUUGCCAGCGAAGGUUUGACUGCAUCGAGACUGUAAUGGGUAUACAACAAAAUCAUUUAAGACGGUCAUUCGAUGAUAUUGGCCCGAAUUUCCUCGUUGGUGGAGAUGAUGGUUGGGUAUUUGAAGGUCGAGGAGCAAAUGUUUUUGGUGCGAUGGUAGUGAAUUAUAAUAGAAUAAGUAUAUCCAUUAUGUUUAUUGGUGAUUAUACAAGAAUAUAUCCUAAUCAAUAUCAAUUUGAUCAUAUAAAUAUCCUGCUGGAUAGAUUAGUAGAAGUAGGUGUGCUCCGGCCAGACUACACGGUAUGGGGACAAUGUCAAGUUAACCCUGACACAUUCAGCCCUGGAUGGCGCCUGGUUAAUAAUUUAAGUUCCAUUAAUAACUGGAAUUCAUCAAAUACACAGGGUUGUCUACGA
Molecule: messenger RNA, 891 nt
Organism: Brenthis ino (lesser marbled fritillary)
Lineage: Eukaryota; Metazoa; Arthropoda; Insecta; Lepidoptera; Nymphalidae
Source: the annotation of a GenBank genome assembly